CCAAGAGGAAGAAGCUCAGAAUGACAUCUUCGAGCUAGUCGGAUCAUGCUAACCAGAGAUGUCGGAGUCUCCAGACACCCACAGCCUGGUCUCUGCCUCUUCUCAGCUCAACCUAAUGGAGGUGGACGCGAUUGAUGAUAAGGAGUUUGACAUUCCCCAAGUGGACACACCUCCUACACUGGAAAGCAUCCUCAAUGAGCUAGAGGAUGAGGAGGAGCCGUUUAUGUUGGAGGACACCUGUGUCCUUAACACCGACAACAUCGAUGCGUACUCCUGUGACACCUCCUCUCUCGCCAGCUCGGAUAGUGGAGACCCAGCACACCUGAAACGAAAGAGGAGGGCGGUGGAUCUGAAUGCCACAGUCCAUGGGUCUGUCAUACGCCAAAGCCUGCUGAAGGGCAUCUCUGCACAGAUCGUCUCUGCUGCGGACAAGGUGGAUGCUGGACUACCAACUGCUAUAACAGUGUCAGGUGUGAUUGCUGUGGGAACGUCCCAUGGUCUGGCGUUGGUCUUUGACAACAACCAGGCUCUGCGGCUGUGUCUGGGUACCAAGACGACUGGAGCAGAGUUUGGAGCGGUUUCUGCUCUCAGCAUCAACCAUGACUGCUCACGACUUCUCUGUGGGUUUGCCAAAGGACAGAUUAUGAUGUGGGAUCUAGCCAAUGGAAAACUACUGAGAACUAUCCAUGAUGCCCACCCCCCAGGAACGGCUAUUCUUCAUGUGAAGUUCACAGAUGAUCCAACUCUUGCAGUUUGCAAUGACAGUGGAGGAUCAGUUUUUGAGCUGGUUUUCAGGAGGGUGAUGGGAAUGCGUUCCUGUGACUCUCGAUGUCUCUUCAGUGGUUCUAAAGGAGAGGUCUGCUGUAUUGAACCAUUGCGUACUCCCCCAGACUUCAGAGACCAUCCCAUUACACACUACUCUCUGUUGGCGAUGGCAUCUCUCACCAAGAUUUUGGUUAUCGGCCUCAAGCCUUCACUUAAAGUCUGGAUGACUUUCCCAUACAGCAAGUCUGAUCCAUCCAGUGUUCCUCAGCUGGCCUGGCAGUUUGUUUCUGCUCAGAAGACCGUCAACCCCAUACUGGCUUUCUGCAAAGGAGACACUGUCCACUUUCUCCAGGUUAAGAAGGAAGAGACGGGCACCAUCCAUGUCAUCAAACAGAGACAGCUCCACCUCACCUGUGACAUCAUCAGCUUGAGUUGGAUCAACAAUCGCACACUGGUCCUGGUGGACAGCCAAGAGAAGCUGCAGGUUGUUGACCGGCCCAGUCAGGAAGUUUUGGAGACUCUGGAUAUAGAGCAGGUGCAGCUGGUCUACAACAGCCGGCAUUUUAAGUCCCUGGCCACUGGAGGGAACGUCUCCCAGGCUUUGGCUUUAGUUGGAGAAAAGGCCUGCUACCAGUCUGUCUCAAGCUACGGAGGGCAGAUAUUCUAUUUGGGCACCAAGUCAGCUCACAUUAUGGCUCUGAGGAACUGGAGAGAGCGCAUCGACUGUCUGUUAAAGCAGGAGCAUUUCAUAGAGGCUCUCUCUCUGGCCUGGUCCUUUCACGAGGGAACGGCUAAGGCUGUCGUUGGCCUCUUUGGAGAUCCAGUGAAAAGGAAGGCAGUGGUCGCUGAUAAGAUGAUCGAGGUCUUUUUCCACUUUGCUGAAUUUGCUUUAAAAAAAUGUCCAGAACAAGGAAAGAUCCAAGUAAUGGAGGAACAUUUCCAGGAUGUGGUCCCAGUCCUGGUGGAUUACUGCCUUCUGCUCAAGAGAGCUGACCUGCUGUUUAACCAGCUGUAUGCUCAGCUGGCAGAGAACAUGGUAGCCAAAGGCGUCUUUCUGGAGUCUCUGGAGUCGUACAUCGUUGCAGACCGCCUUGGUCACCUCACCACCCCCAUAAUGAAGGACCUGCUGGCCCAUUACCAAAGCACUGGCAAAAUGGACAGCCUGGAGAGAUGCAUCGUCCACCUGGAUGUUACCAACCUGGAUAUCCAGCAGGUGGUUCAAGUUUGCUGGGAGAACCAGCUCCUUGAUGCAAUGAUCUACGUGUUCAACAGUGGCAUGAAUGACUUUAUCGCACCGAUGGAGAAACUGUUUGCAGUGAUUGGCCCACCACUGAGGUACGGAAGGAGCCUCACUGAUGAGGAAGUGGUGAUGGGGAACAAACUUCUGGUGUACAUAAGCUGCUGUCUUGCAGGGAGAGCAUACCCACGAGGAGACAUCCCUGAAGAUCUUGUGAUUCAAGUCAAGAACCAGGUUUUUGAGUUCCUUAUCCGUCUCCAUUCAGCCGACUCAUCCGAGGAGGAGAAGGUUUUCCCAUUUAUCCGUUCACUCCUCCACUUUGAUACGCGAGAGUUCCUUAAUGUCCUCGCCAUGACAUUUGAAGACUUUAAGAAUGACAAGCAGGCCCUAGAAUACCAGCAGAGGAUAGUGGACAUUCUACUUCAGGUGAUGGUGGACAACCCAGACUUCACUCCCUCCCAGGUGGGAGGGCUUUUUACCUUUUUGGCUCGCCAGCUGGCCAAGCCUGACAACACCCUUUUUGUGAACAGGAACCUCUUUGAUCAGGUUCUAGACUUCCUGUGUUGCCCAGAAGAUGAUUCCCGACAUACUGAGAGGCAGCAGGUUCUGUUGGAGUUGCUGCAGGUUGGGGGUGUUGUCCAGUAUAAUGAGCAGAGACUGCUGGUUUUAGCAGAGAAGGCCAAGUUCUACCAAAUCUGUGAAUUUCUCUAUGAGAAGAACAACCUGUAUGACAAAAUCAUUGACUGCUACCUGAGAGACCCCCUGAGAAAGGGGGAGAUCUUUAGCUACAUCAGGAAUCUGCUGUGUGGACCAGACUACAGCCCUGAGGAGAAACAAACCGUCAAGGACAAAGUGUUGCAGCACACACAGGAGUUAAUAGCCAUUGAUGCCAGCAGCUCGGCUGAACUUGUGUUGUUCCAUUUCUCUGAAGAUGUGCAGCAAAUUGUCUCUGGGCUUCAGGAUGACCAUUUUCUCAUGAAGUUCCUCAGCUGUCUCCUGGAGCCGAGGGAAGGCCAGUUUUCAGAGAUCAUCCCGCCAGUGGAUCCUGAGCUUCACGAGCUUCUGCUAGACUUGUUCUGCCGCAUUUCCCCUCAGCAGAUCCUGACCUUCCUUCACACUUCCCAGCACUACAGACUGGAGGAGGCCAUACAAAUAACAGAAAGGCACCACGAGAAUGAGGCUUUAGCUUUUCUGCUGGAGAGGAAGGGAGAUUAUCAAGGAGCUUUCACAGUGUUGUUGGAGACCCUGAAGGAGAAGCUGAGUCUGCUCACUACUAAGACUGACCGAGGAGGAGAAGAUGAAAAUGCGGCUGAAGAGGAGGGAGCCGGUAAAUCUGCGCUGAUAAAAGUAAAGGAUUCUCUGAACAACAUCAUUGACCUGUGUCACCACAGCUCUGAGAACCUCUACCAACAACAGAGAGAGGUUCUGUGGUUCCCACUUCUGGAGACGAUGAUGUUUUCUCAGAAAGAAGUGAAGGGGCUGGGCUAUGUACACACAUUUGAAGUGCUGAGGGAGCUGACGAUGAAGGUUCUUAACUGUAUGAGCAGUUUCAUUUCCCUUCCUGCCAUCAUCCAACGAAUACUCCAGGACCCUGUAUAUGGGACAGGAAAACUGGCUGAAAUCCAGGGUCUCAUUCUGAGUAUGAUGGACACUUUCAACUACGAACAGACUCUACUUGAAACAACCACCAGUCUGUUGAACCAAGACCUCCAUUGGUCCCUGGCUCACCUGCAUGCUUCAGUCACAAAAGGACUCCACCCUCGACAGGAUUACUGCUACAUCUGCCUUCAGCAAUAUAAGAGAAGACAUGACUCAGCAGAGAAGAUCAUUAUAUUCAGCUGUGGUCACCUGUACCACUUCCAGUGCCUUCAGCAGAAAAACUUUGAUGGGGGUUUAGUGGCUGAGCUGCAAAAUAGAUGGAGCUGCUACAAAUGUACCUCCAGCCAAGGAGGAAGGAGUGGGCCUGCAAUUGAACCUAAACGACUUCGCAGUACAUCGCUGGCACAGACUUGUAUUACAUCGGCCUAUCAGGGUGCAGAAGCAGCGGCUCACAGGAAAAAGGUGUUUGUUGACACAGUGUUGAACCUUCAGCAGGAACAGUCCUGGGAUCGGUUACGCUGCUUAUACAGAGGACCAUCAAGGUUGUCCAUCCUUUCAGAACUCUCCUACUGCCGAAGCAAUGAGAAGACGGGGCUCCUGACCCCAGGCCAACUGGGAACUGAAAAUUUCCAACUGAAGCUCUCUCCUCCACCUCUGUUGGAAGAGUAAAAUUUAAGGGUCCUUUUGGGUGGUUUUACACUUGGAACCUGGGCCCAGAUCCCACUAGUCUGGUUCCUUUGAUCAGUUUGAACACAGAGGUACCUACUUGGGUCUUGGGCACAAGUCAUGUGAAUUUGGACACCUACGGAAGAAAUGUCACUGCAACCAUGCCCAGGUACAGGGAACUCAUCAGGCAUGUAAACAUCUCCUGUCAACUUCAAAAACCAUUGCUCAUGUGCAGCACAGGCCGAUCCCAUCCUCUGAGCUGUGCACUAGAUGUGGAAGCAGGAAGAGGGUCGCUCUUAGGAUCUAAAAAACAGAAACACCCAUCGUUACCUGCAGGGCGGAUUCUUGGUGGAUUUGCAAACCAACUAUGUGCAUAGCGCCACCUGCUGUACUGGACUGUGUACAUAUAAAUGUGUGCUCGGGGACAGAAAUUCAUUUCAAAUGUGACAGCUGUCCAGUGGGGAGGGGGCAGCAUUUACUCUCAGGCAUGAAACAAAACAAUCAUGCCUGAUGUUAUAACGCUAUAAAAUGUGUGCAGAAUGAAACUGCAUGUCUUAAACCUUUACACUCGGUAUCUUUGGAACAGCAAUGAUAACACUGAGUAAAACUAGUGGCAUUCACUUUAGCUUGAUUUGCAUUGUAUGUAUAUGACAUCAUGGUAACUGAACCACUUUGCUUGUAACUUCCAGUUGAUGUUUGUGUGAAAAAAGGUCAGUUUCUUCUGGACAUUAAUUAUAAUAAAUGGAAAAAGUCAAAGCUUAAUGAUGAAUUAUUUACCAAAUUAAUAAAUCAACCUGCAGUCCUAGGAAUGUCAAACUGACAGGUUACUUUUCUUGACUGAAUUUAACAUUUUGUUCUUUUUCUUUAUUUGGGAUCCAACACUGCAGACAAGAGAGAAUUUAUUUUAAUCCUUUUUUCAGUUCUUUAUUUUGUUUUAUAAUUACUUUAAAAUAUCCUUCAGAGGAAAUGUUAUAUUCUUAGAUGCUUCACCUUGUGAUAAUAUCACAACAAACAAUAAAAAAGAAUGCAAUCUAAGGUCACAGUAUGGAAAAUGUCACAUCUGAUGUACUCUUGGUAGUCCUUAAGUGUACUAUGAUUUAUACUGAUAAGAAUGUGUGUGUGUAUAAAAACUGCCUCAUGAUUCCUGUACUAUCCUAUUCUGAAAGUUUGGGAAAAAAAGCUUUUGUGAUGUUUAUGUUUAUUGCUAUUUACAGCAAGAUUAUAAAUCUGGAAGCACGUCUCAACUACUCCCUUUCAGUCUAUUUUUCCCAGUCUUCUGUCCGUGCCUUUUUAAUAAACAGUCAUUUUCUAAGUGAGUUGUUUAUCUUUU
This is a messenger RNA of Cheilinus undulatus (humphead wrasse), 5597 nucleotides long. RefSeq names its product VPS8 subunit of CORVET complex (gene vps8). Gene Ontology annotation, cellular component: HOPS complex; late endosome; early endosome. NCBI's taxonomy places the organism in Eukaryota, Metazoa, Chordata, Actinopteri, Labriformes, Labridae. The transcript has 45 exons. Gene Ontology annotation, molecular function: protein binding. Bases 59 to 4270 code for a protein of 1403 amino acids. The record is from RefSeq and is a predicted model, not a curated record. Gene Ontology annotation, biological process: endosomal vesicle fusion; vesicle-mediated transport; protein targeting to vacuole.